This is a messenger RNA of Sporothrix brasiliensis 5110, 2268 nucleotides long. RefSeq lists its product as uncharacterized. The record is from RefSeq and is a predicted model, not a curated record. Gene Ontology annotation, molecular function: protein binding. The coding region runs from base 1 to 2268 and encodes 755 amino acids. NCBI's taxonomy places the organism in Eukaryota, Fungi, Ascomycota, Sordariomycetes, Ophiostomatales, Ophiostomataceae. The transcript has a single exon.
AUGACAUCGUCGUUCUCGACCACAACAGCGUCUACAGCAGCGACGGCAACCACGAUCGCGACCGUGAGGGUUGCAAGGACACUGCGGUCGCAGAAUACGUUUGCCGCGCGCCGUCUUUACACGACGGCAGGGGCAAAGGCAGAAGCAGCAACAGAAGCAGAAGCAGACGCAGAAACAAAAACCGGAAUAGGCUACGAGCACGGCGAAAUCUCGCGGAUAUUCGACAACGACAAACGAACACGGGGAAGGACUGUCAAUAGAAGUGCUGACUCGUUCGAAUCAGACGACAUUAAAAAAGAAACGUCGGAAAAGGUUAGGGGGGCCGCGGAAAAGCUGAAACUGAACGAGAGGGUCCGACAAAGACUCGCCUACAUGCACGACGCGUAUGCUAUCGCACAGUGCGUGACGGACAUGCUGGAUAAGAACCGCUAUGAUGAGGCACUGCACAUGACGCGCAUGGCCAGCAAGCAGCACAAAGUCGCCGUCUGCUGGAACCUGGUGAUCGACCACCAGAUGCGCAACGACAGGCUGAACGAUGCCAUCAAGCUGUACAACGAGAUGAAGAAGCGCGGCCAGCUGCCGAGCACGACCACGUACACAACCAUUUUCCGCGGCUGUGCCCUGUCACGGCACCCCAAGAACGCCGUCCAGCACGCAACGCGGAUCUACAACUCCAUGCUCAGCAACGAGCGCAUCGUGCCCAACCGGAUCCACAUGAACGCGGUGAUCAACGUGUGCGCACGUGCCAAGGACAUCGAUUCGAUGUUCAACAUUGCUGCGACGGCCGACAACCGCUCCCGCGUUCCCGACAGCAUCACGUACGGCACGCUGCUCAACGGCAUGCGCCACGCGACGGUGAAGCCGCACCACCGGCCGAACCGGACCGGCGAUUCCGAAGACGCUGUGUUCCUGGAAGCGGAAAACGCCAGCCUGUCGGUGGCACGGGGACGUGCAGUGUGGGGCGAAGUGGCGAAAAACUGGCACCAAGGCGUGCUCGUCAUCGACGAGCAGCUCGUGUGUGCCAUGGGCCGCCUGUUGCUGCUGGGCAGCAAGAAGGACAAUGAUGACAUUCUGUCACUCGUGGAGCAGACAAUUGGAAUUCCGCGGCCUGACAAGGCGCAAUCCGGGUUUGAUACGGUCAAGUACUACGGAGAGGAAACGAAUGAGGCUGCAGACGCGGACGCGAAUGCGAAUGCGAAUGCGGAGGCGGAGGCGGAUGCGGAUGCAAGUGCGUAUGCCGUCACAGCCGUGGAUCAGCGGCCAGUACUAGAGUCAACAUCAGACUUUGCCCAGAUGGAGGACAUGGUCUUGGGGCCAGCCGCGCCCGAAGUAGUAGAGAGUGCCGAGUUCUUCAGCGACCCGGAUGCCCCCAGACGGUCAAGCUUCCGGUACGUGCAGCCCGGCAACAACAUUCUGUCGGUCAUCAUCUCGUCCCUGGGCACAACCCGGAAGACGUCGCUGGCGCCGGUCUAUUGGGACAUCCUGACGGCCCCGCCAUACAACGUGCAGCCUGACUCGGAGAACUGGUACCGGCUGCUUCGGACGUUGCGCCGCGGCCAUGCCAGCAAGACGACGGCUGAGAUGAUGAAGCGGAUCCCGAGUGAGUUCCUGGAGCCCAAGACGUUCCAGGUCGCCAUGAGCUGUUGCGCCGCCGACAACCUCAACCCGAACGCCUUUGAAUCGGCCGGCCAGAUCCUGGACCUCAUGGUGCACAAGCUGGUCGAGCCUGACCCGCACACAAUGCGGCUGUACCUGCAGACAGCCAUCACCUGCAACAGCAAGUUCCGCAACGAGACCGACCCCGUGAAGCGCCAGUCGGCCAAGUUUGCGUUUGGGCGGCAGCUCGUGCGCGCGCUGGCCCGGCUGUGGGACCCGUUCCGGCGUGCCAGCAACGUGGUGUCGUACGCCGGCCGCGGAGCCGUGCCGCAGUCGUUGUCGCCGACGCCGGAGGAGAAGAAUAUGGACCCGCAGAUGUACAAUGCCCGGCGCGAGCUGAUGGCGCUGGCGCGGCAGAUGGUGUCGGCGGCGGACAUGGUCGUGUCGGAGAACAUGGCGGGUGAGAAGACGGUCAAGGACCUGCGCGUCAGCCGCAACCUGCUGAACCGGCAGAUCACCAGAUUCUACGCGAAGCGCGAAGAGAUUGAGCCGAACCUGAAGAAGGGCAAGCAGCAGCCAAACAACCAGAAAGGCCAGGCGCAGACGAAAAAGGCAGGAAAAAAAAGAGCGGCUAAAAAGAAGAGUGUGGAGGCAGAGGUGAUUGAGGAGUAG